AAUGCUACUCAAAUCCCAAACUUCUCAGCUUCCUUCACUUCGACCCCUAAACUCUAGUCAAGACUCUUUUGUGUACAAACCACCCCCCAACUCUCUCUUCUUCUCCCUAAUCUCACUUCUCUAAUUAUUGCCAGCACACCCAAAAAACUACCGCCACCUUCCUCCACCAGUUAGGUCCAUUGAUUGGUGUUGGACAUGAAGUUCGCCGUUAAGCCAAUUACGGCCCUGUAUUUAACCGGCAGGACAGACCUCGACCAGAUGCCGGACACACCAAACCGCGGGGCCCAUCACCGGCGGACCCAGUCUGAGACCUUCUUCCGCUUCCCCGAUGUCGACGACAUACUGUUAGAGGACGUGGUCGCCGACUUCAACCUCGACCUCUCCAAGACUGAUACGCCCAUGAUGACAACCGCAGAUCCAAGCAAGUCAGCAGACUCAGCCAACGGCCAAGAUAAACCCAGCAAGCCAAUGGGGCCGGCGGCACAUUUGCGGAGUCUCUCUGUUGAUGCUGACUUUUUUGAGAGUCUAGGGCUUAAUUACUCGGGCGCCGCCGUGGACGGCGGAGACGGUGAGAAGAAUCCGGCGACGGGGAGGAGAAUAGGGGGUGUUGGCCAUCAUAGGCAUAGCAAUUCGAUGGAUGGGUCUAUAACGGCGUCGUUUGAGAUUGACAGUCCUAAGAAGGCUAUGGGAGCCGAGAGACUUGCUGAGCUUGCUUUGAUUGAUCCCAAGAGAGCUAAAAGAGUUCUUGCAAAUAGACAAUCUGCAGCGCGAUCAAAAGAACGAAAAAUACGAUACACCAGUGAACUGGAGAGGAAAGUGCAGACUCUUCAGACAGAAGCAACCACCCUGUCUGCCCAGCUCACAUUAUUGCAGAGAGACACUACUGGUUUGACUGCUGAGAACAAGGAGCUCAAACUGCGGUUAGAGGCAAUGGAACAACAAGCACAUCUUCGAGAUGCUCUGAAUGAAACAUUGAGGGAAGAAGUACAGCGGCUAAAGAUAGCAGCUGGACAAAUACCUGCUGUCAAUGGAAACAACUUUAACAGUGCACAGCUGCCUCAAUUUUCCUCCCACCAACAAACCUUUCAUCAUUUUGGAAACCCCCACACACAGCAACCCCAACAGCAACAGCAGCUUCACAUACCUCGUUCGGACUCCAACAACCAGACUCUUCCUGGACAGCCCCAACCUAGCUUCUUGGACUUCAAUCAUUAGGGUUUGAUAACAUCCCGGGGAUACAAUGCAAGUAAUUCAGUGUUCGGGAAUUAGAAGGUAAAACAUUGAAGGUGGGAUGUUGUAUAUAUAGAUAUGUAUAUUGGUUGCAGGUAAAGCUUGUGAAGUGUGUUGCUCAGAUCAGUCCUUCAUGUGACGUAUACCAGCUAUAUUACUCUUAGGGCAGAAAUGUUGCUGUGGAGCAGUUAGAUCUUAAAGUUAACUCAUGGGUCAAUAGUAAUGUCUAUUGUAGCUUGUUCUCUAUUUUCAAGUGCUGGAAAAAGAGUUUUCUUCUUGAGCUCGAAUGGUCUUUUGCAGGAGCUUGAUACAAGUAAUUAUUUCGUUUUCAAUUAGAAUGUCUGCCUUAUCCUCUCUCUAUGGGUUUAUUUCGGGAAAAAAAAAGGAUCAUGAAUUAUGUCGAACAUCAUAG
Molecule: messenger RNA, 1642 nt
Organism: Ilex paraguariensis (yerba mate)
Lineage: Eukaryota; Viridiplantae; Streptophyta; Magnoliopsida; Aquifoliales; Aquifoliaceae
Source: the annotation of a GenBank genome assembly